Messenger RNA from Xenopus laevis (African clawed frog), 2283 nucleotides. It is a transcript of the gene mns1.S, whose product is annotated as meiosis specific nuclear structural 1 S homeolog. Bases 144 to 1640 code for a protein of 498 amino acids. NCBI's taxonomy places the organism in Eukaryota, Metazoa, Chordata, Amphibia, Anura, Pipidae. Gene Ontology annotation, biological process: cilium organization. The record is from RefSeq and is a predicted model, not a curated record. The transcript is spliced from 10 exons. Gene Ontology annotation, cellular component: nucleus; motile cilium.
GCUUUCUCCCUAGGAGACUGUGUUUCCCGGGUAACGCUGCAAACAGGCGCAAUAGCUAGAAGAGGAGGAGGAGGGAGACUUGAAGGAGAUCGGGAAGACAUUCUGCCAUUUGCUGCUCCUCAGCCUGAUCUGCAGUUACAGCAAUGAUGGUGUCCAGGAAAAAUGUUACUUACAAACAGAGGGAGAAGAUGGUAGCAGAAGCACAACGGCAGGAAUUCCUUCGAGAGGACCGAAUUAAACAUUUGAACUAUGAACAACAAAUGGCGGAAAGUUUAAAGAGUGAGGAACGUGUAGAGAAGAAGCGAUUCCUACAACGGUUACAAAAUGAAGAUCAGGAAAUGAGAAUGGAUGAGGCCAUACAACAGGCAGAAGAAAGCAGGAGGUUAAACGUGCACCAGCUAGAACAAGAAGAGAGAAUGGCAAUGGAGCUGGCAAGAAUAAAACAUGAACAGCUAAAAGAUGACAAGAUAAGACAACAAAUAAGAGAAAACAGCACUGAACUACGUGAGCUGGAACAAAAGCUCAAUGCUGCAUACCUAAACAGGGAGCGGGCAGCUCAGAUUGCAGAAAAAGAACUUUUAAAAUAUGAACAGACGAAAGAAGACUUGGAAACUGUUCGUAAGAUGCAGAAAGAUCAAGAAAGAUCUGCAGAUGAAGAGAUUGUCAGAGAAACCAAGCUCUAUCAGCAGAAGCUAGAUUACCAGAGAGAGCUGGAGAGGCAGUUGGAAGAAAAAGAAAAGACAAGACAGGGAGCUUACCAGGAAUUCCUUAAAGAGAAGAUCCUUAUUGAUGAAAUUGUGAGAAAGAUCUAUGAAGAAGACCAAAUGGAAACACAGUUGAAGCUGGAGAAAAUGAAUGCCACACGGAGAUACAUUGAAGAAUUCAAAGAUCAGCAGCAAACGUGGAGAUGCGUGGAACAGGCAAGAAUGGAAGAGGAGAACAGAAAAAUCCUGGCAUUUGGCAACAUGCAGCAGAGGAGAGAGGAGGAUCGUAUGGCAGAGGUGCGAGAGCGGGAGCAGCAGAAGAAGGCUCUACAGGAGAAGCUUGCAGAACAGAUUCAAAAAGAGCAACAGCAGCGUGAAGAGCUUGAGCAAAUGCGUGAAGAGCUGUACCUGGAGGAACAGGCUGAAGAGGCCAGGCAAAAGGAUAUUGCAGAGAUGGAGAAGAAAAUCCGCCAACGUCUUGAAUUGCAGCAAACAUUUGAAGAGCAAAUGGCCUUUAAGCAAAUUGUACAGCAAGCUGCAAAAGAGGAGGAAGAAGCAUUUGUACAAGCCAUGCUAGCCAAGUUUGCAGAGGACGACCGCAUUGAGCAGAUGAAUGCGCAGAAGAGGAGGAUGAAACAGCUUGAGCAUAAGAGAGCAGUGGAGAAACUUCUAGAGGAGCGGCGCAAGCAGUUUAUUGCAGACAAAGAGCAUGAACUUCGGGAGAGGCAAGAUGAAGAAAGAAGAGACGCAUUCCGUAGAGCAAUUAUUGAGGAGGAGAGGCAGAAACUCCUUAAACAACAUGCUACUCAGUUGCUUGGAUAUCUUCCAAAAGGAAUAUUUAAGAAUGAAGAUGAUCUUCAUUUGUUUGAUGAAGGAUUUCGCCAGGAUUUUCAGAAAAGAAGGGCAGACAUAUCAUCAGAUGACGGAUGGGAUUAACAAAAUCAUUUCAAUGUUUUAAAUUCAAUUUAGAUGACACAAGGGCUCAUAUAGAGAAGCGGUGCAAAAAAAUAACCCCCACAUAUACAUUUCUUAAACAACGAAGUUACGAAGGUGCAAUUUUUCUUCAGAAUUUCAUUGUAAUGCAGGGAUUUUGCAAAAUAGUGUGCAACUUGUAUGCAAUUUACCUACGCAAGGGUGAAAUAGCAGUCCAGUUUUUCAGUCGGGGGGGGCAUAUAUAAACACUGGCCAAAUUGCAGUUGGGCAGUAACUCGUGGAAACCAAUCAGAUGUUUGCUUUUAUUGGUCUACCUGCAGCUUAUUGGAAAAAAAAACCUCAUCAGUGGUUGUUAUUGGUAACAGCUCAGAUGCAAAUUUGCCCAGUGUUUAUAAAUGAGCCCUAGCGUGUGCAUGAAUUGCAGGUGUAGGGGCAGCACACUAAGGAAACGUGUGCAUUUUAUUACAGCAGGCUAAACUGUCCAGAAUUGGCAAAAAGUACCUGUGAAUAGUAGUGAACAUAAUUUGGAGCAGAAAUGUGUGCAUAUUCUAAUAAAUGAGCCCCGAGGUGUACUAUAAUUGGUUUUCUUCUAGUUCUUUUAUGUAAAUUAAGAAAACUAUAAAUAAAUAAAAGGUGUAGCAACCAU